Molecule: messenger RNA, 8368 nt
Organism: Gigantopelta aegis
Lineage: Eukaryota; Metazoa; Mollusca; Gastropoda; Neomphalida; Peltospiridae
Product: lipase maturation factor 2-like
Exons: 16
Coding region: 25-1971 (648 amino acids)
Biological process (GO): protein maturation
Cellular component (GO): endoplasmic reticulum membrane
Source: RefSeq, a predicted model, not a curated record
GUUUCCGGUACAUCUUAAUCGAAAAUGUCGAAUAUCAAAUAUACCAAAGAUUUCUUUUUAUGGUGCAUGUCAGUUAUUUACCUGUUUGCCUUUUCUUCAUUAUAUGUGCAAAUACCAGGGUUGUAUGGAGACAAUGGUUUGCUGCCAGCACGAAAUGCCUUGAAAAUGGAGGCGAACUCAUGGCAGGAGCUGCUGGAAGGUCAGCCGAGCCUCCUCAAACUGACCCCCAAACUGGGGCUCGACAUGCAGACCGCCAUGGACCUGCUCUGUCUGGGCGGCAUUCUCAUCUCGUUCUUCUGCAUGGUGUCUCAACGGGCACGUGAUGUCGUGUCCUUCACCUUGCUGUGGAUGCUCUAUCUCUCCCUGUAUCAGGUUGGUCAGACCUUUUUGUGGUUUCAGUGGGACAUUCUUCUGCUAGAGGUUGGGUUUUUGACUUUGCUGAUCGCUCCGUUUAACUUCAACCUGCUGCAGAGGACCCGCGUCCCCACACACCACCAACACGACACCAUCAACAUGUGGCUCGUCAAGUGGCUCCUCUUUCGACUCAUGUUCGCGUCGGGUGUCGUCAAGCUCACAAGCAGGUGCCCCACCUGGUGGGGACUUACAGCUCUCACCCAUCACUUUGAAUCUCAGUGUAUCCCGACCCCUUUGGCGUGGUACUGGCACCAGUUCCCCACCUGGUUCCUGAAGAUGUCGUGUGUUCUGACCUACGUGCUGGAAAUUCCCAUUCCCUUUCUCUUCUUCAUACCCAUCAGGUCUCUCAAGAUCUUCGCAUUCUACUCUCAGGUUGUGCUUCAAGUGCUCAUCAUUCUGACUGGCAACUACAACUUCUUCAACCUGCUCACCAUUGUGUUGUGUGUUUCUCUCCUUGACGAUGGAUUCUUCAAGUCAAAAUCAGCUACAAAGAAGAGCUUGCCUUGGUCUGGUGUUAAGACGGUGGCGGAGAUCAUCACUCCAUUGGUCGUCCUUGGUUACAUAGGAUACCAGACAGUGAAGUACUUCAACCUCCAGCUAAACCCGGAUUUCUCUAUCAAGUCCAGUAUAGCCUUCACAGAGCCAGAGUUUACAAAGUUCCUUCAGUUUGUUCUACCCAUUACCAUUUUGAUGGGAAUUGCAACUCUAGGCUAUGAAAUUGUGAUUGCCAUCAUCAGAUCGUGUAUGGAGGAGGAGGGUGUGCUGCGUAAGAGUGUGUCUGUAAUUCAGUGCCUUAUAUUCGGCUCUCUGGCUGUCAGCAUGUUCGCCAUCAGUCUGGUGCCGCACACCAUGGUAGAAAUGAAUGCCCACCGCGCGGUAUGGCCCAGCGUACGUUCGUGGCACGACAAACUCGAACCGUUUCAGAUCACUAAUUCCUAUGGCUUGUUUAGAUCAAUGACGGGGAUCGGAGGUCGUCCGGAGGUGGUGAUUGAAGGCAGCAACCACAAGGAUGCUGGAUGGAAGGAGUAUGAGUUCCUCUACAAGCCUGGAAGUGUGAAGAGAAAGCUUCCAGUUCUAGCUCCACACCAGCCUCGCUUGGACUGGCAGAUGUGGUUUGCGGCUCUAGGGAACUACCAGAACAACCCCUGGUUCCUGAAUCUCGUGUACCGCCUUCUGAACAAUGAGAAAGAUGUCCUCGACCUCAUAGAGAGAAACCCGUUCCCAGACAAACCUCCCAAGUUCAUCCGUGCAAUACUGUAUCACUACCACUUCACUAGCAGUGACCCCAAGAGUAACAGAUACUCCACGACCAACUGGUGGAUACGCAAGAAGAAAGCUGAAUAUUUACCUAUUUUGAGCAAAGAUGAAGAAACUUUAAAGCAAUAUGUUCAACAGUCAAAUCUUGUUAUGAAAUCCAAGAAGAUGCCCAGUUCCAUGUUGGGAUCAGCCAUUCAGUGGUUACGACAUCAAAUCGGACAGCCAGAGGGCUUCAAGUUUGUCAUGUCGGUUUUCGCCUCCGGGAUGGCAGUUAACAUGUUGAAUCACUAUCUGUUUUAAAACAUACGGUCUUUGGGGGAGGAGUGGGAGAACAGAUACUGAAUGAAACAUAGGUGCUGAACAUUUUAAAAUUGAUUGACAACCAAUUUCAUUUAACUAGCCGUGUUGUUUUUACUGUUUUGUGUUCAAAAGUGUGAAUCAUAUCUCAAGGAUCGUGUUAUCGUUAUUCCUUGUUGUAGAGCUCUGACAUGUGUUUAUAAUACAUGCAUGUCUUAAUAUUAAUCAUGUGUAUGGUAGUGAUGUAGUAGACUUGUUUAGUGUUAGAAAGAGGUUUUCUUACAAUAAUACAAGCAUUGCAGGGUUGUGUUUUAUGUUUUCAACUAAGCACUGAGAGUGAAAAUUUCCACUAAUGCUUCUGUAAUUUGCGUGGUCAUUUGUCUUAAUUCUUGCAGUAACAUUCAAAAAUGAUUUUUCUAAGAUCCUAUUUCAUAAGUAUAAGUGAUUUUUCUAAGAUCCUAUUUCUUAAGUAUAGCUUAUUAACGGAAGAUUCUCUUACAUCGAGUCUGUUUUGACAAAAUAGGUUGUUUUUUGGGGUUUUUUUUUCAAUUUAAUGCUGAUUAAUACUCAUCGUCAUGUCAAUUCUGUUUUAUAUCUAUUUGCGUUGGUGAAUUACCAGGUGAUGUAGCUGCUGUCGGAAAACGUUUGAGACAGAACAUGGAAUUCCAGGGUGCUUCUGUUGUAUAUUUUAGGUCUAGUCAUUGUUAAAACUUUUCUUAUACUUUUCUGUUAGGUUUCUCUGUAAUAUUCCAUACUUUUCUUUGUCUUUCUUUGUUUUUCUGUGUAGUUCUCCGUCUGUACUUCUCUGUACUGUUGGUGCUUCUCUGUUUGGUCCUUGUUGUACUUCUCCGGUUUUACAGCGUAAUUUUCUGUUGUACGUCUCUGGUUUUUUAUUUGCACUUUUCUCUUUGUACGUCUGUGCAUUUCUCAGUAUUUCUCUGUACAUCUUUUUAUCUCUGUUUGUACUUGUGUUCAUACUGGUUUAUGUUUAUACUUCUGUAUACUUCUCUGUAUGUAUAUCUGUACUUCUCUGUACUUUACUGUACUUCUGUCUGUACUUUUGGUAAUAUUUUGCUGUUCUUAAGUAUGUAUACUAUGGUCUUCUCUGUUCGCCGUCUUUUAAAACCAGAUCUCAUUUUACAAAGCUAAUAGUCCUUGCCACAUAUUAAACAUAUCACAAUGUUAGUACGUGCUCUGUUUGUGAAAUAGUGCUUUGUUGGACAGCCAUGGUUAAACAGCAUUUCUCAGUCCUCAGUAACAUGAACUGGUUUAAUGUGGACGCUAACAAUAACAAGAAUGUAUUUAAUAUAUACAUUGUCUAUAUAUAUAUAUAUAUAUAUAUAUAUAUAUAUAUAUGAAUCUUUCGACUUGUUUUUGAUCUAACCAGCAUGCUCAGUUUCCAUGCAUUAGUAAUGUAGGAUUAGAAGGGUCUAUGACAAAAUGUUGUCAAUGCCUUUACCUCGACUCGCCCCACCACAAAUGUAAAAGCAGAGGAGCCCCUCCCACAAAUGACAUGAAUACUGUCAACAGAUUAAAGGGAUGUUACCAAUAAAUUGCUUUAUAUUUCAGCCAUAGGCAUUUAUCAAAAUAUAAAUACUGUGUCGAAUGAAUAUGUUGUUUAAUAAAGACAUACAUGUGUAGCUAAAAAUAGUUAUUUAUUGGUGGGUGUUUUGUGGUUUUUUUUUAAAUCCCAGUUGAUAUGAUCUGUAGUAUAAAAGAGUGUUGUUUGCUAUGUAGGGUACGGCUAAUGGUUCCUCUAACCUGUUCCUGCCUCUUACAUGUUUGCCAACACCAAACAUAUUGGUCUGCCAGUGAUCUGGGCCCCGUUCCACGAAAGAAUUGUAGCUAAGGUUAAUUGAAGUGACUUACAGUGAGUUUUACAGCUGGCACCGUAAACUUUACAGCUGUUCCACAAAGCACCCUUACGGUAGUCGUAAGUGUCCCUUUAAUGAUUAAAAUAUUCUUUACGAAGAAGUACGAAUUAGUUAAAUAAUGAAUUGGUUACCGACUUUUCGGAACAUCUUGGAUGUAUUCAUUGGUAUCGGACAUCCAUGAAGUAACUUUGUCAGUUUAUUUUUUAAGUGAUAAUUGAUGAAUGAGAGUUAUCUCCUGUAUUUUCGUGUGACAGUCAUAUGGCCUAGAAUGUUUUUCAUCGAAUGCCAAGUUUUAUAAAAGGUAUUUGGUAUAUAUUAUAUCCAUUUUUAUACAAAAAGUUAGUAUCCUUCUUAGAAAAUGACCAAAUCAUCAUUUAACUGCCAUUUGACAGCUACGUUAGUGGCUUACAACUGCCUCGUACCUAUUGUAAAUUUUCACAAUAAUUUAUGAUGGUAGUAAGCAACGCAGCAUCGUGGAACGGGCUGGCGAUCGUAGAACAAAGUUAAGGAGGCGAUAGGUAUUUACAGCGAUAGUGGUGCUAAGAUCACUUCAUGGAACCGGGCCCAGGGGCCUAAUAAUUCACAAAGGUCUCUUAGGCUCUGUUAGACAACAAAGCAUCCUGUUUGUAAGUCUUUUAGCAUUGCACUGGGAGAUCGCAAAGUUGCGAGAGUUUAGUGAAUUAGGCCUCAGGUCUGGGCCCAGAUUUUAAAAGCUAUCUUAGCGCUAUGAUAUCGUAAACCCGUUGUAGGGUAUGGCAAGCGAUGUUGUGACAUCAUAGCUUACGACAGUUUUACGAUAUCGUAGUGCUAAGAUAGCUUCCAUAAUCUGUAGCCAGGACUGCAUUUGAUGACAAUUCUUUCUUACCAGUGUUCUCACUCCCCUGGAAACGUUUAAGAGAGUGGCAUAAUAAUCACCUUGUAAUACAGAAUUUAAUACAUUUUAUUCAACACUUCAUGUGAUUGCUCCCCAGCAUCAUUUUAGGAGAGUGAUCUUCAGGUUGACUUCAUUUUGCUAAUGGUAAAGACUGCUUACUGUCCAGACUCAAACAUAGUAGACUCUAUAACUAGUAGACUCUGUAACUAGUAGACUAUAACUAGUAGACACUAUAACUAGUAGACUAACUACUAGACUGUAACUAGUAGACUCUAUAACUAGUAUACUAUAACUAGUAGACUCUGUAACUCAUUAGCUGGUGUAGUCUGCAAGUGGACACUAUGUUAAAUGUGAGCCCAGGUCCAAGUGUUGUUAAAAAAGAAGACAGGAAUAAAAAUUAUCUGUAAAAAUUUGUAGCUUAAUUUAUUUGAAUCAGUUCUGUUAAGCUUCACCUCAAGACUCAUCUUGGAAACCCAUGGUGUGAACACCUGUCCUUUUCAUUUUGUACAAUUUAUUUUGAAUUGUGUACAUCUGAGCCACGUUCCACGAAGCGAUCUUAGCACUAAGAUCACCUUAAAUGCACAUGUUAUCAGUGCAGUUACGGUGAUCUUAGGGCUAAGAUCGCUUCGUGGAACAGGGCCCAGAUUUUUGAGGAUACCUAAAAAAAUAAAUGUCUUCCACUCUGUAUACAGUAUCUAUGAUUAACUCAUUUUUAUUGCCUACUGGCAUGUGAAAUUUCUCUCGCUUGCUUAUUUAUUGGUCAGCAUAAAGUAAAUGUUAAAUUAGCAAGGUCAAAAAAUGCUUCCGUUUAAAGAAUAAAACAGUUCAUGAGUGCCUUGUUGUUAUUUUGUAAAAAUUACUAUAACAGGUGCAGGAGAAAGGAAAACUGUUAAAUAUUGAAGAUCUUUUUAUGUAAUUGUUUUGUCGCAUGUAAUUAUUUUACCUGUUUUUAUAACUAGUGUGAUAUCAAGAGGCGUCAUUCACUUCUGUUAGCCAGUUAGUUCAUAACCUACUGUGCAAUAAAUAAUAACCAUAUAUGUAAUAUUUGCAAAGCUUUCACACAUGGCAAUUUAUACUUUAGGUUUUUUUAAAAUGGUAUUUCUUUUUUCUUUUUUUGACACAGCUGUGUUCUAAUAGUAAGUACAUUAUUAGUCAGUGUUAUACAAAAUGUACGAAACUUGUUUCAGAUUUGUUUUAUGAACUAGUUGAUAAACUAAUUGUAUGUAUUUCAUAUGUUAAGUAUAUUUUUAAAUUAUACCCAGAAAAAAAGGUUCGAAUUCAUUAGAUGUUAAGACUAUUUUGGGUAUAAUGUAUCAGUGUGUUAGUUAAGUCUCAGGUUGUUACCUUAGUCUGCUGUUUGUCGUAUCAUUAUUAUAAACACUGACACCAUUCAGGUACCAUGCCAGUAAAUGGAUGUUCUCAUAUUACGAUGACUUGUAGUAGCAACUCUAAUCGUAUCCUCAUAAGAUUCUGUGAUGUCACACAAAUUUCAUCAGUUGAAACAUAUUUUGUGGGAAAUUUUAAGCUCAUACAUAUUUCCAUUGAAAUAAACAAAAUAUAAAUGUACAAAAUUUACUUAUGUUGUGUAAUUAAACACUUAUUGAUUACAUGCUGCUAAGGGACAGAACUCUUGAUAGAUUGUAUUUUAAUGUGAUUUGAUUCACCAAGAACUUGCAAUUUAUAGUAGAGAAUACAACAUGAUGUAAUCGCUAUGAUGUCAUCAUGGCUUGUAGUACCUACAAAAGUAAUUAAUGAUUAUAAUUUUCGAGUUUACAUAAUGAUUCAAGUCUUAUUACAAGUAUACAAAAAUCCAAAUGUGACAACAUCUUCAUACUGAGAUAAGAUUGGUGGACAAAUUGUGGAGUGGAAUGCUACCAUGUUGUUGCAUAACACUAACAAAGCAUCCAUUAACUGGUUCGGUGAUGAUUAGCUGACCACAAGACAGUGGAGGUGGAGGUAACUCUUACAUAGUUUUUAGUGUCUCAUAACUCGAUAGGAGUGGCCUGUGUACUUUUACUACUGUAUUAUUACUGUUGAAUUCUUUCUAUUUUAAUGUGUACACAAGGUGAGACCUAAAUAAAGAAUUUCUCUGUCCGUCUGUUUGUCUGUCUACAUCAUUGUGGAUAAUAUGUCUAUUAAAUAUGGUGAGACAUGGAUAUGACAAUUGUGAUGUUCUCUGUUGGAGUAAUCGCAAAGCAGUCUGAGUUUUUAUCACAGUGCUUCCAAAUAGAGCUGGGCGGUAUACCGUAUAUACCAUUCGAUAUCGGUAUUAUGUCAGUACCAAUUUACUGUACUGAGCAAAUUUCAAAAUGCAGAAAUUUUGGUAUUCAAAAAUAUUUUCCGGCAUUUAUUGAAGCACUAAUAAGAUAUCUGACGAAUGCAAAAUGGGUUGGUAUAAAUCAGACGAGAGCCUUGUAUAUGGAAUUUAAUUGUAUUUAGAUAAAAUUAGGGGGUACGCCUUAUCUCAAGCAUGCAUUUAAAGCCGAGUAUACCGAAAAUAGCGCUCGAUAUCUGUAUUAUGUCGAUACCAAAUACUGUAUAGAUACCGAGGUAAAUCACCCAAAAAAUACUGAUAUCGAUACCGAGCCUCAAAUUUCAAUACCGCCCAGCUCUACUUUCAAAUGGAAUAGUCCCAGUUAACACCAUACUCAAAAAUAUUAUUGAAAUGUGAGCUGUGUGCAGUGUUAAAUUUUGCACAUUUUUCUUUUACAUUUAUAUAUAUAUAUAUAUAUUGACUAUUUAAUUUACGUACACAUAUCAAACAUUCAUUACAGCAUAAUAUGAGCUUUAGUGCCACUCUGCAGAUCUAGAUUUAAAACUUGUCAAUUACUUGCACAUUAAUCCGUUACAGGAUUUCUUGUAAUGUGGAUAUUUAUCCAUAUUUUGUAUACUAGUAAUCUGUGAAGUAUAUUUGAUCUAGAUGUAUCCAUUUAAAAUUUAUUCCGUGCACCUAUAUCUCUUCUUGUCUUUGAGUAUUAUAAGAAUUUUGAAGUUAUAUAGAUACAGAAGGCAUUUGUACUUGUUUAUAAAUUGUAUAUGUUUAUGUUUAAAACAAGUGAACUUUUAGAACCCAGUUUGUUAAAAAUUAAAAUCUGUUAUCUGAAGAAACGUAGCUGACAUCAAAUAAUAUUUUGCUGUGUGAAAAAUGCUGUAUUGUUUAUUGCAUUCAUUUUACAAAGGUUUGGAUUUCAGAAAAUAAUGGAAUCUUUUCUUCUUUUUUAACCACUUUUUUUCUUCUUCAAAGUUUGUGAGAUAAAUGACUGUGGUUAAGUCCAUUCACAGGAAACUGGUUGUCUGCAUGCGUUGCCAGUAAUACGGCUUCUCAGAAACUAAGUUACUGAGAUUUUGCAUGCUAGUAACAAUUACUAAUAAAAUAUUGGCCUGGGCCGCAUACCUUAGUUGUUGGUUUUUCUGUCUUAAAAAAAAAAAUAUUGAAAAUUGAUGGCACUUUGACAUUUUAAACAAGCACUUUACAUCAUUUCACUCACUAGACUGCAUUUCAUAAAAGAAAACAAAAGGACAACAAUGAAUGUCACGUAAAUGCAGGAACGUUUUAAUAAUCGAUACAUGUUUGAGUACACUUGGUUUGUUUUUUAAUGUUUAUCGCCUUAGAAUAAUAUCCAUUUCAGUCAAUAAAGCUUUGUUUACAGAU